This is a messenger RNA of Schistocerca nitens (vagrant locust), 996 nucleotides long. RefSeq lists its product as uncharacterized. The record is from RefSeq and is a predicted model, not a curated record. Lineage: Eukaryota; Metazoa; Arthropoda; Insecta; Orthoptera; Acrididae. The transcript is spliced from 4 exons. Bases 1 to 996 code for a protein of 331 amino acids.
AUGGCCCGAUCAGUACUCCCCAGUGAAGCAGUUCACACAAAUGGUACUCCGCGGCUCCGAGCACACAGCCCCAUACAAAAUGCAACACAACCACAGCGACCCGGCGUACUACCAGAACAACCAGGCAUAACAGCAGAAGUAACUCCUCCAGCACUAGAACCAGCUCCUACAGCAGCAACACCAUCUCCCACAUCAGCAGUAGCAGAACAAACUCCUUCACCAGCAGUAGCAGAAGAAACACCAUCAGCAACAGCAGAAGCAACUCCUCCAGCAGAAGCAACUCCUCCAGCAGAAGCAACUCCUCCAGAAGAAGCAACUCCUCCAGCAGAAGAAACUCCUGCAGCAGAAGCAACUCCUCCACCAGAAGCAACUCCUCCAGCAGAGGCAACUCCUCCAGAAGAAGCAACUCCUCCAGCAGAAGAAACUCCUGCAGCAGAAGCAACUCCUCCACCAGAAGCAACUCCUCCAGCAGAGGCAACUCCUCCAGAAGAAGCAACUCCUCCACCAGAAGCUACUCCUCCACCAGAGGCAACUCCUCCAGCAGAAGCAACUCCUCCAGCAGAAGCAAGUCCUCCAGCAGAAGCAACUCCUCCACAAGCAACAACUAAACCAACUUCUCCACCAGCAGAAACAGAACCAGCUCCUCCUCCAUCAUCUUCAGGGGUAUCAGAAAAGAAUAGACCAGUCACAGAUUGUGACUCCUUCUCAUCCAAUGACUGUGUCGUUAUUAUGGGAGGUUCAUAUGAUGUAGCAAGAAAUCAAGCAAAUGAUGCAAAUAGACAUAUGAAAAUGGUACUGGAAGGUGAACUGUGCCAGCUAAAGAAUGGAGGCUCUGGGAAGUGCCUGCAUAUCAGUUUAUGUCCAUCAGCUAUCCACAAGGUGUACAAAGGUAUCGAGCUGGACAUAUGUGGCUUCCAAGGCAGUGUAGCUAUCGUGUGUUGUGAAGAUCCUGCUGCCUCCAAUCAACUAAUCGCAGGAGAUCAACCACCUAGGUAA